Penicillium maclennaniae is the source of this 741-nucleotide messenger RNA. RefSeq names its product GNAT family N-acetyltransferase. The transcript has 2 exons. Gene Ontology annotation, molecular function: acyltransferase activity, transferring groups other than amino-acyl groups. NCBI's taxonomy places the organism in Eukaryota, Fungi, Ascomycota, Eurotiomycetes, Eurotiales, Aspergillaceae. Bases 1 to 741 code for a protein of 246 amino acids. The record is from RefSeq and is a predicted model, not a curated record.
AUGGCGAUCGAAGUCGUCGACUUGACCGAGGCCGAUAUCCCCGGCGCCAUCCAUGUGAUUCAGCAAGCCUUCGCCGACGACCCGUAUCACAAAUGGGUCUUCGACGCCUCUACACACGCCCAGUUCAAUAAGCAAAGAAACUAUGCCUCACUUUCCGCCCGAUGCCACUGGGGUAUCAGGAACGCGCUGUUCCAAGUAGCAAAGGAAACCGCCAUCCCUGACUCUCUAGUCCUAGGCGUCUCCUGUUGGCUUGCCCCUCGGGCAGCUUCUCAGCCGGAAAGCUGGUACUCCUGGAUCCAGUCGUGGUAUCUCUCACUCAGCCAGCUCUAUAACAAUAUUCGAUACAUAGGCCAUGGUGGCCUGCGCACAAAUCGAUAUUGGAUCUGGAAAAAGAACCAGCAGGAUGCACAAGCGCAGAUUUGGGAUGAUCCGCGCGGGUAUUACUUUUGUAAUAUGGUUGCUGUCAGUCCUGAGGCGCAAGGCAAGGGGAUCGGUGGUUUACUCUUUAGGAAGGUCCUGAAGAUGGCGGAUGAGGAGGGGAUCAAAUGUUAUCUGGAGAGCUCGAAGAAUGUGCCGAAUGUGCAGAUUUAUGAGCGUAUGGGUUUUAAGAUGAGCAGGGAGAUGGAGUGUCGCGAUGGGGAUGAUGUUUGCAUGGUAAUCUUUCAGUCUUUCCUCGGUAUCGCUUGUGCUAAUAUUCAUCUUCAGCUAUAUUGCAUGGUGCGAAAUCCCAGGACGGAGUAA